CCUUCGCACUCCUUUCCAAAACCCAAACAAAUCCUAUAUAUAACCACAAUAAGCACUUCUCUUCUACUUCACAAAAACCCAACAACCAAAACAAACCAAACAAUUCCCCACAAGGAACAUACAUUACUUUGUUCUUUUUCUUUUUCUCAAAUCUUCUUUUAAAGACAAUCUUAUUUGUUUAUUUCUGCACGAGAAUUCGAACCUUGAACAACAUAAACAUGGGAAUAAACACACGUACACUAGAAAUCACCGUUAUCUCCGGCGAAAACCUCCGCGUAACGGAGGACGCGUACGUCGUCGUUCGGGCGGAGUCCUUAAACUGCUGCACCACGAGAACCGCCAAGGACGACGGCACCAAACUCCUCUCGUGGAACGAGAAGUUCCUCUUGGACAUGCCCAUGCAUGCAAGGUCCAUAACCUUCGAAGUGCAAUGUAACAGGUUCAAGGGCUUUCGGCCGCUCGGGGUGGCCCGAAUCGCCGCCUCCGAUUUCCUCGGCGGCGCCGUGCCGGAAAAUGGCUUGCAGGUGCUGAGUUACGGGCUGAGGGACUGGGAAGGGAGGCGGAACGGGGUCAUUCAUUUUGCCGUGAGGGUGGCGGCGACGUCGUCGUCGACGGAGGAGUGUUUGAAUUCGAAGCCCGCCGUGGAACCGGUGGUGCCGAGAAAGGGUUGCGGUGAUCGAAUCAAUGUCGGUGGCAAUAAGUCCAAUGAAGUUGCUGUUGGUGUUCCGAUAUGGUGGAACUACCCCAACAUUAUUUAGAGAUUAAUUUUUUAAAUUUACAUUAUUUAUUUUUUAUAACGGUCAAGCAUCAUAGAAGAAGUUCAGUUUUAAUUCAAUUAUAGAUUAUAGAUAUUGUGAGAAAGUUGACACACUUUGCUAAAAAGCUUGAAUGUCAUCCUUGUCUUUUUUUAAUUUGUUUUUUUUAUUCAUGGUAUUUAUGUAAAAUAUUUAUUUGUUUUA
Messenger RNA from Glycine soja, 959 nucleotides. Its product is annotated as BON1-associated protein 2-like. Gene Ontology annotation, biological process: defense response. The transcript has a single exon. Bases 219 to 758 code for a protein of 179 amino acids. Lineage: Eukaryota; Viridiplantae; Streptophyta; Magnoliopsida; Fabales; Fabaceae. The record is from RefSeq and is a predicted model, not a curated record.